GUGAGUGCAAGAGAGGACAAUGUUAUAUUUUUGUGACAUAUAUCACUAGUUAACUCAUUAACAACAGCCUUGGAAUAUUGUGUUUGUAUCAAGGGCUGUAUACGUGUUUAGCAAAAAGUCACAGCUGUAAGGUUGACUUAUCAUCAAUUGUUAGUAGAUGAACGGACGAGGAAGAAAGAGGCCAAGCUGUAGUGGGGAGUCCUUGCUGGGGACGACCUCGGGGCCACACUGCCUGCUGCCCUACACCAGUCAGAGAAUUGCAAGGUGGUGGUAAGUUUUGACAAUGGAAGUAGACUGGCUCUAUCCCAUGAGACGGGAAAUGCAAGAGAUUCUUCCAGGGCUUUUUCUUGGCCCAUAUAGUGCUGCUACUAAAUCCAGGUUCACUACACUUCUAGACCAUGGGAUCACACACAUCAUAUGCAUCAGACAGAACAUAGAGUCGCACAUGGUACGAGCUAAUUUUCCUGACAAGAUUAAGUACUUGAUACUAGAUAUGGCAGACAACUUGACACAGAACCUCAUAUCUCACAUAUCAGAGUGUCGGAGUUUCAUUGAUGAAUGCCUAGCUUCAGGUGGAAAAUGCCUCGUUCAUGGCAACCUUGGAAUUUCUCGUAGUGCAGCCAUUGUAGUUGCUUAUGUCAUGGAGAAAAGGGCUUUAACUUAUAAGGAGGCACUAGAAUUUGUGCAAAACAGAAGAUAUUGUAUCAACCCAAAUGAUGGCUUCAAGCAACAGCUUAUUGAAUAUGAGGCAAUUUACAAAGCUCAACAGACUCUCCUCUAUGGUCAGUGUUCCCAAGAAAAAGGAAAGCUUAAAAGAAAGCAUGACCAGACCUUUGAUGAUUUUGAUCAAGAUUCCUCAGAACCAAUGGAAGCCAUAAGUUGAUAAACAAUAAACCCUACAUGGGUAAGGUAUUUCUCACACAAUCAGAACUUGUGAUAAUUGGAAUAUUAUGGAACUAGACUGUUUCAUGAUUGGUCCUUGUAAAGAGUUAGUUUUUGUAAAAUUUUAUUUUUUUAUUUUCUUAAGAAUAGAUUAAAUACUGUAUUCCAAUAAUGUAGUAAGAUGUUCAUUGCUGAAUUGAAAGUCGUGUUACUAAUUUCACUUCAUUUUGUGAAUGCUGACUGUAGAUUCUGGCUAUAGUGUCAAAUUCAGUUUAUUUAUUUUUGAAUACAGGAGAACUUUUAUAAGAUUUUUUAUAAAAAAGUUGCAUAAUGAUAUUGUAUAAAAACGCAGUUUAAGUCAUUGGUGUUAUUAGAUGCUAACAGACAUUCUACCUAUGCUCGUAUUAAAUGGGGCUAAAUUCUUCCUUCAGGUCAAGACAAAGAUUUUGUUUUUAUAAAUUUCUUCACUUGGUGGUACAGUAUAUUAUUUUCUCUUUACAUGUUCUGUCUUAAGCAUCAGCACAAGUGGAGCAGUCUUCUUAAAACUAAUUACUAUGCCAAUAAAUAAAACACAAGUUGAAACAGAGCCCUAUUGCAAGCAGUUACACAUAUCUGUCUACUUUAAGCACACGUUGCUGAUCUCACCCGAUAUAAUUUGCAGUACUGUAUAUAAUUGUUAAGUACCCUUGGUAAUAUUAUCUCUUCUUUUGGUCACAUUGUGAGACAGUUUUUGGGUGUCCAAUAUAGUGCAGUGCUCAGCUGUCAAAACUCAAUUUUAGUGACAAGUGUACUGAUCUUUUUUGUCUUUAGAUAUCUAUCUAUCUAUCUUUUCUCAUAACUAAGUGAUUGGCUUAUUCAUAGUUUUCCUUCUUUGCUCACAGACACUUUCGGGUAAUUGUAUAUCUGUCAACCAACCACUUAUUGCUUGUCUGUCUGGAGGAUCAGUCAGAUAAUGCCUUUUGACUGUAGCUCUGAUUCUCAGAGAGACAGGCAAUGUGGCUCUAACUCGAGAGAGAGAGAGAGAGAUUAAUUGUGCGUCUACUUAAAGUGGGAUGGCUGGAAAGAAAACCAAUAAUGUACAGUACUUCCAUUUGCCCUUGGUUCAUUCAUACUGGUAUGAAAGAUGUGUGCUCUUUUGGUACUGUACUCCUCUUCCACAAGAAGCUCAAAAUCUGGUUUUUCCCUGUUGCUACACACAAGCCAGCAUCACUCAUCAACAAUGCUUCCUUCCACCUUAAAUCACUUUGUUACCACUUGGAUGAUCAUCCCCACACUUCCUUCAAUCCCAUUCUUCCAUAUCCUUCUUGGUCUUCCCACCCCCUCCUUCGUACAAUGAAUCUCUGAAUUUGACACUCUUCUUACCAAACCUUCACUUUACUUUCAACAAUAUGUCCACACCAUCUGAGUAUUACCCCGACAUGCUCUCUGCCCAACACUUCUCUUACUUCCAUGCCUUUAUAUAUAAAUUGAACACUUGCUAAUUUGAUAUUGUCAGGGCUGUGAGUUGAUUGAAUUUUUGCAAAAUAUUGAAUUUUCCAAACAAUUGAAAUAGUCAUACAAUUCUGAAUAUUUUUACCACUUGCCUCAUGAUUCGAAAGGAAUUCAUUAUUUUUACAGUAAACAUGUGUUUUGAUGUACUGGGAAGCCCAGCAUGAGAAAAACUUAACACUGUCUUAAGAAUAGUGUAAUGUUCUCUACUGUAUACUGUACAGUAAUAUCUCCGUUAGCCGGAAUCCCUCAAACCUGGAAAUCUCCGAUAGCCGGAAUUGAAAUUUGCUCAGAAAAUUAUUCCCAAAGCCGGAAUUUUCCAAAAAUUUCCGGCUUUAGGAACAAAUUUUUCGAGGUUGAAAAUCAAGAGAAUUUUCGAAAAAUAUCUUGAAUAAAGAUGAAAGUUAAAGUA
This is a messenger RNA of Homarus americanus (American lobster), 2782 nucleotides long. Its product is annotated as serine/threonine/tyrosine-interacting protein B-like. Gene Ontology annotation, molecular function: F-box domain binding; protein tyrosine/serine/threonine phosphatase activity. NCBI's taxonomy places the organism in Eukaryota, Metazoa, Arthropoda, Malacostraca, Decapoda, Nephropidae. Gene Ontology annotation, cellular component: cytoplasm; nucleoplasm. The transcript has 5 exons. Bases 284 to 883 code for a protein of 199 amino acids. The record is from RefSeq and is a predicted model, not a curated record. Gene Ontology annotation, biological process: protein dephosphorylation; negative regulation of SCF-dependent proteasomal ubiquitin-dependent catabolic process; negative regulation of protein binding.